AACAUCUAGCUUCCGUCUGAAGGAGAAGGCAUUUUCACAUUCAGUAUUCUGACCACAGGAAAAUGACUUUUUGGCUUUGCUCUCAGCUUGCUGCCUGGAUUUUUCUCCUCCUAAUUCCUGGCCUUUCAGAUGGAGGGAAACUACUGGUGGUGCCCAUGGAUGGAAGCCACUGGCUUAGCAUGCGUCAAGUAGUGGAAAAGCUCACAGAGAGAGGACAUGAAGUGGUGGUGAUUAUACCAGAAGUAAGCUGGCAGAUGGGAGUGACACAGGCAUACACUGUGAAAGCAUACCCUGUGUCUUACACACUAGAAGAACUGGAUGGUGCCUUUCAUCAAUAUGUUCUUUCUCACUUGAAGGGUCUGCCUUUCCCACAGAAUGUUCUAACCCAAUAUAACAACUCUAUAGCUGUUUUCAAUAUAUUUUUUUCUCACUGUAAGGGCCUGUUCAGCAGCAAGGAAAUGAUGCAGUACUUGAAUCAAAGUGACUUUGAUGCUCUCCUAACAGAUCCUGUUUCUAUAUGUGGAGCAACAGUUGCUAAUUAUUUUUCACUCCCCUUCAUCUUCUUCAUGAGAGGAUUUCCUUGUGGUUUGCACUAUACAGCAACUCAGUGCCCAAACCCUGUGUCAUAUGUCCCAAGACUAUUUACAUUCAACUCAGACCGCAUGACUUUUUUCCAGAGAGUGGAAAACGCACUGGUUGCAUUCCUGGAGCUUUGGUACUGUAACGGUUUCUAUGAGGAUGCGAUAAAGUUUUCCUCUGAAGUUCUUCAAAGAGAUGUAUCCCUGCUAGACCUUCUGAGCUCUGCUUCCAUUUGGCUGCUGAGAUUUGACUAUGUGUUUGAAUACGUCAGACCAGUGAUGCCCAAUAUGAUCUUUGUUGGAGGCAUAAACUGUGUUCAGAAGAAACCGCUGUCAAAGGAAUUCGAAGCCAUUGUGAAUGCCUCUGGAGAACAUGGCAUUGUGGUCUUCUCUCUGGGCUCCAUGGUCUCUGAGAUCCCAAUGAAGAAAGCCAUAGAAAUCACAGAAGCCUUGGGAUCAGUCCCUCAGACGGUUCUCUGGCGUUACACGGGACAGGUGCCCUCCAACCUGCCAAACAAUGUAAAGCUAGUCAAAUGGCUGCCACAGAAUGAUCUUCUAGCUCACCCUAAGACUCGUGCCUUUAUUACCCACGGAGGCUCACAUGGUGUUUACGAAGCCAUAUGCAAUGCAGUGCCAAUGGUACUGAUGCCUUUAUUUGGAGACCAGAUGGACAACGCCAAGCGAGUCGAGACACGGGGAGCAGGACUGACGCUGAAUAUACUUGAAAUGACUUCAAAGGACAUAUCCGAUGCCCUGCGUGCAGUUAUUAAUGAUAAAAAGUACAAAGAGAACAUCAAGCGUCUCUCGGAGCUUCAUCUGGACAGACCCAUCCACCCGCUGGAUCUGGCCGUGCACUGGGUGGAGUUUGUGAUGAGACACAAAGGGGCCCCACACUUGCGACCUGCUGCUCAUGAACUCAACUGGAUCCAGUACCAUUCCCUGGAUGUCUUCGCCUUCCUCCUGGCUGUGGUGCUUCUCUCCAUGUUCAUCUCUCUGGAGUGCUGCCUCUUCUGCUUCCGGAGGUGCUUCCAUAAGAAGGGAAGGACCAGCAAACCAACCAAAUCCAAGUCCCACUAACAGAUGAGACUGGUGGUGGGAGAUAAGGCCUCUGCUCCAAUAUGCAAGGAUCACAGAACAUCCCAAAUCUCACUAAACUAAUUGCUGGCUUUCAGUCAAGAAAUGAUAGCAUUUCCUUUAAACUAGUGCCACAGGGGAGGUUGUUUCACUUGUUAUAAUCCAUGUCUUUCAUUAAGAAUCAGUUGUUAAAAAUAAUUUGUAUAGUAGUGCUUCAGUCACUUGGGAAGGUAUCAGUGGGAAGACCAGGACUCCUGGCUUCCACUUUUCCUGGUGUACUGAGGACUCAUGAUGUCAUUUUUCCUUUUCUGUCUGUUUUCUUCUUCUUCUUUUUUUUUUUUUUUUUUUUUUUAACCUUCUACAUGCAGUGGAGAUAUACAGGGAUUUUUAUAAGGCUUUGCUCUAAUGGCUUUAGUAGAAACAUUUGCUCUGGUGUAAGAACACCAGGUUUACCACGCACUUUGAAAACUGUAUAGCAGCUGCUAUGGAAGAGGCAAAUGUUAUAAAUUGACAGUAUGUGUCACACAAGCCAAGCUAAACGCACAUCUUAAAUGGAUCAUGUGUGUGUUUACAAUACCCUGAACUCAGUCAAGUUUUUGGUGCAGAAGUGGUUGUAAAGUUCCUGCUGUUUCACCCAGGUUCCCCAUCAGGCAGAGGUCUAUAUGUGGAGCUGGCCUGUUAGGUGAUGGCAAUCUUUGCAAGCAAUGUUUUAAAAAUCCACCUGAUUCACUGUUUGUAAGAGAUGUUGUGUUAAAGACCCAAGCCCCAGCCCUACAAAUAAACCCCCAAUACUAACAAUAA
Dromaius novaehollandiae (emu) is the source of this 2453-nucleotide messenger RNA. Its product is annotated as UDP-glucuronosyltransferase 1A1-like. The record is from RefSeq and is a predicted model, not a curated record. The transcript has 5 exons. The coding region runs from base 63 to 1655 and encodes 530 amino acids. NCBI's taxonomy places the organism in Eukaryota, Metazoa, Chordata, Aves, Casuariiformes, Dromaiidae. Gene Ontology annotation, molecular function: UDP-glycosyltransferase activity.